Protopolystoma xenopodis is the source of this 831-nucleotide messenger RNA. The record is from the annotation of a GenBank genome assembly. NCBI's taxonomy places the organism in Eukaryota, Metazoa, Platyhelminthes, Monogenea, Polystomatidea, Polystomatidae.
AUGGCUGAUCGCGCAACGACUAAGAUGACUCAGACUAGCAUCGACGAUGUUGUCCGCAAAUUCCAAAAUUUGACCCAAGAAUGGAAUAAAAAGAAGCACGAUCUUGAUUUGGUCGAAGAAAAGCUUAAAAAUCUUACACUUGACCUUACUAAUUUUCAAUAUCUUCCUUCCCGCGACAGCCAGGCAUCUCGUAGAGAGCUGCUCAUCGCAAGAGAUACCUUGGAAAUUGGGGCUAGUUGGUCAUUAGAAAAAAAAGAUAUACUUUCCUUUGAAAGAUAUAUGUCUCAGCUUAAGUGCUACUACUGUGAUUACAAAGGUAACUUACCCGAGUCUCCCUAUAAGUAUGAGCUCCUUGGACUUAAUUUGCUUCGCUUACUUGCACAAGGCCGCCUCGCUGAUUUUCAUAAGGAACUUGAACGCCUGUCUAAUGAUGAGAUUAAUUCUAACAUUUACAUUAAACAUCCUGUCUCAAUGGAACAAUAUUUGAUGGAGGGCAGCUUCCACAAAGUUUUUCUUUCUAAAGGCAAUGUCCCUUCUGAAAGAUAUAACUUCUUCAUUGAUAUACUCCUUAAUACGACUCGCGAUGAAAUAUCUUCUUGUAUUGAAGCUGCGUAUGAGCGACUCGAGCUUAAGGAAGCUGCCAGGACUUUAUUUUUCGCUGACGUUAACUCUAUGAAAGAGUACAGCAAAAACAAAGGAUGGGUUCUUGACGAGUCCGGAUUUUACACUUUUGUCAAGAACAAAAAGGGUCUGGAUAACAAUCAAGUUCCUUCCAGCGAUGUCGCGAAGAUUAUGCUAGAAUAUACACGGGAACUUGAUCAAAUCAUUUAA